CUCUUCCCCCCCCUCCUCCCACCCUCCUCCCACCCAUGCCCUUCCUGCACCAUGACUAAGCUCUCAUUAUCCCCGAGACGCUGGAGGGACCUGGAGGACGGAGGUGCGGGGUGACAGUACAGGUGGAGGCGCAAGACUAAAGAGGUGCGUAAGAUGAGAGGGCUGUAAACAUUGAGGCGCUUGACCUUAGAAGUGAAGGAGCGGGGCAGUACUUGAUAGACGAUAUAUACGACCAGAUUCCUUCAAAUCUCCAAAAGUUCUCGGGCACAGACGUGGAUAUAAAGGAGGAGAAAAGUCUUAAGAACAGGAAGACUAUUGAAAUAUCAGAGAGGAAUAGUGUGGUAACAAAGAAGGUACAAGGCUAAAAAUCUUCGAAUGCUAAAAGUCGAAGUCGGUAAUCUAAGAACGAGAAGAAGAAGAUCCUAGAUGUGAAACAACAGAGAGGCUCCAAACACAGGUGACGAAACCACCGUCUCCCAGAGCGCGAGGUCAAGUAGCAAGUAGCGAACCAGGCAGGACCAUGAGCACGGUGGCCGACGGUCCUCCCGCUACCCUCACCCUCCUGCUGCUAGUUCUCUCCCUCUUCCUCACGCAGGCACAGCUGGAUGUGAUCGGCGGGGAGGAGGACACUUACCCCGCCGUAUACCUGCAAUCACAGGGCGUCUCCAACAACAAGUCUUUCGUCCAGUGGAAGAAGUCCGUGCCCACCCUCUCCACCCUCACCGUCUGCCUCCACCUCUACCUCCUCCACACUCGCUCCAACCUAAUGCCUCUUCUCAGCUACUCCGUCCCAGAGUUCCCAGAUGAGCUACUAGUGUACGUCAACUGGGACACUGGGGCCGUGGUGGUGGUGUGCUGUGGUGGUGAUGGUCAUGUGGAGCUUGAGGGAGUGUUCACCUUCUCUAUCCUCCACACCUGGGUACACAUCUGCCUCGCACUGGACCUCCAAGCCUGGCGUUACACCCUAAUGGUAGAUUCUAAAGGUUACAGCGGGGAGGUGAUCACACUGUCCGGGGAGGAACUGAUAAUGCAGGGCGGUGGAAUACUCCUCCUGGGGCAAGAACAGGACCUGCAUGGCGAAGGUUUCAACCUCGAGCAGAGCCUCGAGGCCUACAUUGCCAACUUUCUCAUUUACCCACAGUUUCUGAGAGAACAGCUCAUCAACGAGUUUGUCUCCUGUGACUUUAGGAGGUUCGACACAGCCACAGUUUCCUUUGUUUUGAUGACGGAAGACUGGCAAGCUUCUGGAGACGUUGAACUUUUUUUUGUCCCAAAACAAGAAGUGUGUGGGGAACCCCCAAAGACUCACGUCAUGUUCCCAGAGCACCGCACUUUAUACCAGUCUCAAGUGUUGUGCCAAAUGUUGAAGGGAAUGGUCGCCGUCCCAGAGAGUGAGGCGGAGAACAGACAGGUCGUAGAAGACACCAAGAGCCUCGUGGCGACUUGCACCACUGGCUACGGUGUGUACCUGUGGCUGGGGAUCGGUGUAAGUCGUGGGGACGAUACCUGGGAGUACAUCAACCUGGAGACCAACGCAACUAUCCAGUAUAACAACUUCCGCCAUGGAUACGCCAGGUCCAUCUCCACUUUCCGCUGCGUGUUUAUGGACUCGCUGGCGGAGGGCAAGUGGGUGGUGUACCCGUGUAACAUCAAGACCUGUACCGUGUGUACUUUCACCAGUCACACCACACUCAGGCUCCGGGGGCUGUGUGGUGACACGCUGCUCAACCGACAGUUUAUCAUCAACGGUAUGAAGAACAACAAGGCACUGUUUGACGGCAUCAGCCACACCCAGAUCUACUGGGAUAACACGACCUGGGUAAUGCGGGACCUCUUCUUUAGCAAGAUCACCGCCACUAUGGAGAUGACCAACAUUAUGCAAUACCCACUAGGACUCCAACGUUGGAACAUCACAGGUGACUCGUGCCCCACGACACAGCCAGAGCUGCUCUUAACCGCCUGCCGCGCUGACCAGUACACCUGCAACGACGGCACCUGUAUCCUCAAGAUGCAGCGAUGUGACCUGGAGGUGAACUGCCCCGACCAGAGCGACGAGAGACUCUGUAACGCUGUAGUAGUCCCCAGAGACUACAUCAAGGAGGUACCGCCGGCACGGGUGGGCACGGAGCCAGCGAGGAUCCACAUCAACGUGACUAUCUUGUCCAUGCAACCCAUCGAUACCCGAAACAUGAAGCUGACCUUUGACCUGAGUCUUGACCUUAUUUGGCGGGAUCCCAGACUCGACAUGGAGAGCCUGAACUACGCGGAGACUCUUAACGUUAUCCACGACGAGGAGAAUAUUUGGAGGCCGGAGAUCAUCUUUCAGGAUGUGACCGGCACUGAGGCGGAGACCAAACUGCAGUGGGAGACCUUCGUGGCUGUGAUGCAGUCUGGUCCUGACCCUGAUGACAUCACUAGGGUCAGAGAAGAUGAGGUGUAUCCGGGGGAUAAGAAUUCACUGAAGCUGACACAGACGUAUCAUGUGAUAGUGUCGUGCCAGAUGAACCUGGUGUCUUACCCCUUCGACAGCCAGCUCUGUAGUUUCAUUAUACGGCUGCAGUACUUCACCAAGGAUCUGGUGGCUUUCAAAGGCUCCGACAUCUUGGUCGAGUACCGUGGCGCCAAGAACCUCAGGGAAUACGAGAUGAGACACGUGGAGAUGGUCCAGUCCGAUUGGAACAGCCAUAGUGGCCAGGAGAUCAGGUUCCGGCUAGAGAACCUGUCGGGGUUCUACGUGAGCAGCACCUACGUCCCGACCUUCCUCAUGGUCCUCAUCUGCUACUCUACCUUCUACUUUGAGCUGGACGACUUCAACGACCGGAUCAUGGUGUCGCUGACCGCCCUGCUCGUCCUGGCUACCCUCUUCACCCAGAUCACCGAGACUACGCCCAAGACUUCCUACCUCAAGCUCCUGGACACGUGGUUUGUGGCGUGCAUUCUCAUCAACUUCUCCAUCGUCAUCCUGCUGGUGAUCAUCAACUACCAGAAGAUGCGGGAAAGCAGCAACUUGGUAAUGCCGUUCUCCAAGAAGAAGGUGAUGUACCCACCGCCAGAACGUAGCCGCAAGACCAACCUGUUCUCCCAGAUCGUCGUUCCCAUUAUCCUCUUGAUCCUUGUCAUCGCCUACGUCGGCGUCUCCGUCAAUGAGAUGUAAGGAGAGUGUGAAGACUGGGUUAUAUAACUCGUAUAAAAAACCUAUCGACGACCCGCCCUCUUCUUUCUUGUUCUCUCGGAUACUGUUUACCUGUGAGUAACUCAUAACAAGCCAACACCUCACGAUACUGUGCCUUUACACUAAGGAUCACCACACGAUACUGUACUGUGUGCCUUUACACUCAGGAUCAACAAACACACUAUUCUGGCAAGUAUAUUUAUAAAUGUCUAGCACUUGAAAUUAUUUAUCCGUUACCCCCAUCGCCUUUCUUCGAAAAAUAUCGUUAAACUACAGUUUACCUUAAUAAAAAGACGAUUAUAGUAAACAGUAAAAGGAAAAAAAGGUAAUGGUUUUGUUAAAGUGUGGUGGUCACCUGAGAGGUACGAAGGUAGGCAGGACUUUAGUUAACAGCUGCCCUUCUGUUGUCAUGACAAUGUCCCUCUAAACAGCUGUUCCAGGGUUGUCCCGGAUAGCCUGUGUGUGUGCACGAUGAACUCAUUCCACAAUUUCGACAACGCCUUACAAUGUUAUAUCACGGCCUAGUAGAUACUGCACUCUUCCCUUGUCCUAAGGGUCACUAAUCAGAUCCUGGGGUACCCCCAGUCCACCCAGCUGGGGAAGUGAGGUCGGUCGAAUGCAGUACCGACUGUGCUACCUCGUUGUGUACCGAAGGCUUAGUAUACAAUGUACUGUAUCCACACUGCCACUAACGAACUGGCGGGCCUCUGUGGCCCACUUACACGUCUGUAGUUCCCACAGUGAAUGAGCCUCAGUGAAAUUAUAAUUGUUUUUGCUAUGUGAUAUAAAUAUUGAACAGUAUUACAACACAUUAAUAAGACAUCUUGUACCUCCUUACUAAAACAUAAGUAAUAUGUAUUCAAUAGUUUAGGCCAUUUAUCUCAUGUAAACUCUGUCUUUUAAUCCGGCCUCAAAGUAUAUUGUCCACAGGCUUGUGUGUGUACUUCACGACAAACACCAGGACCACACGUGAGCCACACGGUGAUGGCUCUUAACAGUUGUUGUUUUGGUUUGUAGUAGAUUAUAAUGAUGUGUUUUAGAACCAUUCGGGUAAAUUUAAAGAAAGUAAUACACUUCUUUAAGGGUUUAUAUACCCUACACUCAAGAUAUUUAACGUGUCUUUAUUUACUUAUUCAUUUCUCUAUUUUACACCAUAUUUACGCACUAUUUAAUAUAAAAAUAUUCUGUACUAAAAAUUAUUUUCAUGAAAUGUCGUUUUUAUUAUGGAAGAAGAUAAACCACCUUUGUGCUAUUCUAUCAUAUCCUCAGUAGACCUACCCAGUUUAGUAAACAUAUCGCUGCUGCAGCAGACACACCAACACUUAACAAUUCCCAGACACUUGUUUGUAUCGUGUUUAGAUUUCUACACUGAAUUAUAUUGGUAGUGUGGCCACCAUGUAGAGGUGAUACAUUAUACCUGAAUAAUACUCACGGUUCUGGUCUAUGUGUUACUGAAUGUAUACAAAAUAAAGUGUCAAUGUUAA
Messenger RNA from Homarus americanus (American lobster), 4656 nucleotides. RefSeq lists its product as uncharacterized. The transcript has 7 exons. Gene Ontology annotation, biological process: regulation of membrane potential; chloride transmembrane transport; chemical synaptic transmission. Gene Ontology annotation, cellular component: synapse; neuron projection; membrane. Gene Ontology annotation, molecular function: transmembrane signaling receptor activity; protein binding; chloride channel activity. The record is from RefSeq and is a predicted model, not a curated record. The coding region runs from base 521 to 3154 and encodes 877 amino acids. Lineage: Eukaryota; Metazoa; Arthropoda; Malacostraca; Decapoda; Nephropidae.